Messenger RNA from Styela clava, 3268 nucleotides. Its product is annotated as testis-expressed protein 10 homolog. Gene Ontology annotation, cellular component: MLL1 complex; nucleus. The record is from RefSeq and is a predicted model, not a curated record. Lineage: Eukaryota; Metazoa; Chordata; Ascidiacea; Stolidobranchia; Styelidae.
UUAAUUGUCCCUACUCGUUAACUCCCUACUGCAACAACUCCGUUGAAGGGAUUUUCAAUGCACAGUUUUCCAUUUAUACCGGGUGACCCAAAAAAAUGGAAUCUAUACAAUAUGUUCCAAAUGGCCUGGGUUCCAUUUUUUUGUCGUGUCACCCUAUAAUACUAUAUUAAAUUUCUGUGAGCAAAGGGUUUUCUUAUUUUCAGAGCAAAUUGCCUUCUUCUUCUGUUUGCAGUAAUACUCAAACUGUUUCAUGUUCAUUUUUUUUCUAAUUUUUGCAAAAAAAAUCUUCUUUUUUUUCAUAUUUUUUAUAUUCACAGAAAUAAUAAAAAUAAAAACUUAAAAUACGGUGCAAACGUCUCAAAUUAUGGGUAAAAAAAGCAGAAGAGCAAAAGCGAAAAAAAGCGAUUUUCAAAAAGUAAAAUUGAAGGUCGGGAAGAAACGUCCAUUGCCGAGUAAUGUGACGGAAGUCGCGUUCAAAUCUCAAUCGAUUUAUAUCCCUGAUCAAAUGAAAAAUGUGAAAUUGGAGGAAGAAGAGAUUGAAGAAGAAAUCGUAGGGAAAAAGAACAUUCCAGAACUUCUUGGGCAAGUUGGACAUUUCAAUACAAAUUUCAGAACUGAUGCUUUGACUUCAUUACGAGUUCAUUUAUCAAAUAACAGGAAUCUCAUUCAAAAUCAUUUACCAAAAAUAUUUGAAAAAGUUUUACGAACAAUGGCUGAUGAAGAUCAACAAGUUAGGAAAUCAAGUCUCUCGUUUUUUCGACUUAUUUUUGCUGAAAUAUCUGAGCAAGAGAUGUCUCCAUUCUUCGAUAUAAUUCUCUCGCAUUUAUAUUGUGCAAUGUCACAUAUACAUGAUGAUGUACAAAGGGAUUCACUGCAGGUCGUUGAUCUUGUGAUUGAACACUUUCCAGGCUUACUUUCGGAGUCUCACAGGAACUCACUUCUCCAACAUUUCAUUGAGUUGAUUUCAACAAAGCAAACAACAUCAGCUGCCAGUGGGAAAGCUAAGAAUAAAGGUGUCGUUGGAACAACCAGAAUUCUGUCGAUGAAACUUUCAAACAAGGAAUCAUCAAUAUCCUGGAGAAACAGAAUUUUGAGUCGGUUACACCAACUUUUAACGACUUCAGAAUCACCAAAAAACACAGAAAACACAAAAAAUCAUCCAAAAUAUUUGGAAAAUUUGAUCAAAAAUAAGAAAAUUAGGUUCAAUGAGGAAAAUGGUGCUAUGAUACAAUGGAACUCAGAUGAUAUCAGCAGUGUUCUGACGGGAUUCGAGUCGCAGAAAUUAUUGAAGCCGGCAUUUUCACUCAGAUCCAUUUCAAUGAACACUUUAUCAUCCUUCACUCCUGAAGAUACAACCACGACACCAUGGCAACUGAUCACAACCAUAUUUCCACUGCUGUUUGACUGCUGGCAUGAAGCUGUAUCAGAUGAAUCAAAAAGUCUGAACUAUGAAUCAGUGACGACAAUGAAUCUCACUUUGAACAUCAUGAACCUGCUCUGUAAGAAAUUGAUGGAGACUGCAGAUAAUAAAAUGGCAGCAAUUGCUAACGUUCGUUCAACUUACAUGAAAUACUUUGAUCAAUAUUUUUAUUCCAACUUCCCGUAUCACCAUACUGGUGGAAGACAGAGUACUAAGAAAAAGAAGACGGAUGAAAACGUUAAACAGGUUACAACCGCAGACAUUCAAAGCAUCAACCUAUCCAUAUGUCAGCUUGUGUCCUCUCUUACAGCAGAUAUAUACCUGAGUGAUGACGGCCAAAUGUUAUCCAGUGUUGCCACAUUUGUGUCUAUGUUGUUGAUGUCAGCAGGUGGCAGUAGAGGAUCAUUUGUUGAUUACAAAGCUUUGGAUCAAUGUAUAUCCUGCACGAAGAGCUUACUUGACAUUUCUGCUGACCAAGCAACUAUUGAAAACCUGUUGCAACCCCUUCUGAUCUUCUACCAGCACAUGAACGGAAACUCCAAAGACAAAACAACGCUUUUAAAGUUCUUUCUUGAGCUUUAUUCUGACGAAAAGAAGAAUUUCAUUUCUGAUGCUCCCACGAUGACAGAAUGGUUAUGUUCACUGCCUGAUCUACUAAUGACCAUUCUUCAUAAUAAAGCAAGGAAUUCAAAAUCUGCUGCUAGAAAGGAUGAAUCUUGUAUAAACAGCCAGUCAGGUCAUCUCCAUCUUCUGAUAUCAUGUAUGCGUCUUGCAUGUCUUCGAAAAAGCGAAGAAUUCCAACGGCAAAUGGAGUCCCAAAUCAGCCAUAUUCUAGAGAUCUUGAAACUCAAUCUCAAUCAAAUUUUCUGUUCUUCUCCAGAAUUAUCUGAUCAAGUUGGAAAAGGGUUUAGCUGUGAUGUUUGCAGUGAUCUACAGGCAAGAUUAUUCGAAGUUUUGAUCUACAAUUCAUCAUUCCUGAUUGAACAAAACGUCACGAUGUUAUCUCACAUUUGUCAUCAGCUUCAAAUAUCACCCAAAAUCGUUUGUUACAUCACACAAAUGUUUAUUUUACAAUUCCGGAAAAGUUCAAACCCAGAGAAGUUCGUACUCAUGAUGAAAUUCAUCUGUUCUAUACUCCUAGGUAUUUCAAGGGAAGAGCUCAGUGUGAUACAAUCAACCAGUGUCUCAGAGGAUUGUGACACCACUAUUAAAAUUAUGGGGAUGGAUUGUGAUGUAAUAAAUGAAUUUGAAAGACAGAAAAUAAUUGUUGAUAAAUUAUGUGAAUUGUUACCAACAAUUGAUCAUAUGUCACAAUUGAUUCAACAUUUCAUUUGUGAUAAAAUAAUGAGCAAAUACAACACACUGCCUAUCAAGUCAACUUAUGCUAUUCUUAAGGUUGGGAGUAUGAUUUUGCGAUUAGGAAAACUGGAAGCACUGCAAAGUCAAGGUCUUGUCAAUGUUCUUGGAAAAUUAACCGCAAGUACCUUGAUGGAAAUGUACAAUGUUACAGAAACGAAUAAAAAUUCAUACAUUGUAAAAAUCAUGUCAACUUUUGUAAAUGUAUUAUUUCAAAAUAAUGACGUUUUGAUGAAGUGUGUGGAACUGAUUGGAAAGUUAGACUUUGCUGACGUGACCGUUUGCCAGACAGUCUGUGCUUUAAUGAAUGAUUUAAUGCUGAAUGUUGGACUUCAUGAAAAAUUACUGCUCAAUCAAAAAACAUUGAACAAUCUCAUGGAAAAUAUGAAGAAAUCAUGUGAAGACAUCACUUCUACAAAAUGGUUCAAAUCAACAAAUAACAAUUUCCACGUUUUGUUGCAAAAUAAAUCAUAAGAAAAUCAUGCUUUUGAA